AUGGGAAGCGACCCAUGGCGGACGGACGGAUGCCGAGGAGCCGAUGGCGGUCAUGGGUACCGCCAGGAGACGGGAGCUUAUCGCUCGCCGGAGGAAGGUUAUCGCCGUCGUGAAGACAGAAGUCGCCGGCGAGGCCUGGAGGAGCUCUUCUCGGGUCGCCAGGGCGAUCUUGAUGUGGAUGGAAAAGACGAGGUCGACUCGGCGAAUCGAGUGCGGGAGACGACGCGUGAUGGCGAGACCAAGGGCGAUGACGAAUCCCAAGAUCAAGGCGCAGGCGAGCAGCGCGUUAUGCCCGCUGAAGUUGAUGACGGCGAUCCCGCGCAGACGGGCGUGGUGGCGGAGCCAAGCACGGCGGAGACGCACGGAAAAGGCGGUACUUGA
This is a messenger RNA of Closterium sp. Yama58-4, 381 nucleotides long. The record is from the annotation of a GenBank genome assembly. Lineage: Eukaryota; Viridiplantae; Streptophyta; Zygnematophyceae; Desmidiales; Closteriaceae.